CAUAAUUAUAUAAUGGAAGAGAAAGUUCAAAAAUAAUAUAUAGAGUGUGUAAGAAAGUUACAAAGAUUUACGCAAAGUAGUGUGCAUGUACUAAAUUAGACUAUCCUGAUAGAGUGCCAGGGAAGGUGUUAUAAAAAUUGCAGAUCUUACAAGCAUCAAUAGAUAAUCAUAAAAUGGGGAAAGCUGAGUUGUUAUCGGAAGAAGAGAUAUAAUAAUUAAUUAGUCCUCCAAUACCUGUGAAAUUUCGAAUGUAUAUUGAGAUAGUGAGUUCGUUUAUAUAUUUUGAAGAUGAAGUAUAAGGACGUCUAGAGAUGAAAAAAAAAUCAGGUUGGUUUUGGAAUAAUAAAAUAUUAAAGUUGAAUAUGAUGGAUCGUAAAUUGAGUAUAUCUCGUAAUGAUCCUAAGAAAAGAGAUAAAUAAUUAUUACUUUCAGAUUAUUCAUUAAAAUGGUAUAAUAAUUCAUAGAUUAAUUAAGGUGUGAAGCAAUGAAGAAUAAAUAUUGUUUUUAAGUAUGUGGAAAAGAGACAUUUCUAUUUGGUUGUGAAGAUUUCUAAUAGGCAGAGAGAUGGUUUAAUUAUUUAAGGUAAUGCUGUGCUUUUAUUGAUGAUGACUUAUUAAAAAAGAUGAAGUAUGAUAAUAAUAUUAUUAUUAAUAAAAAGACAAUAGAAAAUAUUUUAACGUUAAUCAGAGGAUUUGAGUAAUUCAUAAAAUGUAUAUCCUCAGAAGAGAUCUGAAAUAAUAUAAUCUAAGCAAUAAAAUGUGAUCGAGGGAACAAUAAAGACACAUCAUAAGACUUAAUCAUAAGUGGCUAAAAAGGUUAAUGAGAAUACUUAUAAACAUUCAAAUGAUUAGAAACAAUAAGUAAUAGAGAAAGAAUAGCAAGUUUCUAUAAUAUCUGUAUAAAAUGUAAAAGAAGACAUACCAAAAAUAUCAUAAAAGAUAUCAAAUGUUCCAGCACUUUUGAAAGAUGUAAUACUUAAAAAAGAAUUAUUUUUACUUGAUAGAUUAAUGGAUGAUUCAGAAUAUCAAUUAAUAAGUUUUAAAAAUAAAUUAAGGUAUGCUUUAAUGUUGUAUUAUGAGUAGAUUGUUGUAACAUAAAACAUAAUAAGACAAAAUAAAGGGAAUUGUGAACAUAAAUAGUGAUAACAUAGUUUCAAUAGUUUCAGCUUUAGUGUGUCCAGAUGUAAUGAAGUAAUGGAAUACAUAAAUAGAUUAGACAAUAAUUUUAGAUAUAAUGCCAAAUAGUAAUUCAAUGAUAAUUUCUGAGAUGAGAAAGAAAUAUGGUUUAUUGUAUUUGAAACGUUCUUAUACAUAUUUAAGAUAUGUUUUUAAAGACUAAGAUAACUUUUUUAUAGUAGAUAAGAGUUUAUCAUAUUAAAAUAAUCAAUAAUAGAAUGGUUAUCAAUUUGAGGGAUAAAUACAAUUAAGUAUAAUAGCUGUAAUUGCAUAAUAAUAACAAUAAAUAAUGAUUAUAUGGGAAACAGAGACUAGAAAUGGAGGUUAUGCAAAUGAUGCCUAAUUAUCAUUACAUUAUGUUUCUGAAUUAUAGAAUUUAGAUAGUUAUUUAAUUCAGAAAUAAUUUAAGAUUCCAACACCAUCAAUAGUAGAAGAGGCAAUAAAAGAACCAAUUAAUGUCUAAAAUAUAGAAUAAUAAUAAGUCCAAAGAGUAAUAGAAGUUUAGAUGGAUUCAUCUUUAUCUGAUGUGGAUUGUAAAUAGUUUAAAUCCGAAAUAGUACUUGAUGAAGAACUGGAGUAAAUAGAUAAAAAUGAUUAUUUAUAAUUAUUAGAAUUAGCAACUAAAAAUAUUGGAGCAAUCUAUUGGUCAGCCAUACAUUAAUAUAGAUUAAUACCAAUGGAACCAGAUAAUAUAUAUUAUAAAGAGACUGCAGAACAUAAAAAUGUCAUAUUAUAGAGUGAUUGGGAAAUAUAAGAAAAAGGUGGUUUAAGAUUUAUAAAUAAAAAGAAAUUAGAUAUUUAAAAAGAAGUUAUAACAUUUAUGUUAAAAAAACUAGGAUCUAAUUUAUUAAUGGGUAAAUCUUUAAUUAGUGUUUCAUUACCUGUAAAUAUUUUUGAAAAAAGAUCAAAUUUAGAGAGAGCUUGUUAUAGUUUAGGAUACUUAUGGUUAUUAGAGAGAGCAGGAGAAUUAUCAGAUCCACUUGAAUAAAUAAAAUUAGUGGCACAAUUUUCACUUGCUUAUAAUAUAAUGUUUUUAAAUUUGGAAAAGCCUUUCAAUCCAAUUUUAGGAGAAACAUUUUAAGGAUAUAUGAAUGGCAAUCUAUUAUAUUGUGAGUAGAUAUCUCAUCAUCCACCUGUAUUAGGAUUAUAUGUAAUUGGUAGAAACUUUAAAUUAACUGGUCAUUUAGAAUCUUAAGCUAAUUUUAGUGCUAAUUCAAUUACUGGAUAAAAUUAUGGAUAUUUAUAAGUUACAUUCCCUAAUAAAACAUCUAUAAUAUUUAAUAUAAUUCCUGGAGUUAUCUAAGGUAUGACUAUUGGACAUAGAUAAUUUUAUUGUAAUGGAAUAGGCUGGUUAGUUGAUUUGGAUAAUAAAUUAUUCUGUGAUAUUGUAAUUACACCCUUCCCUGGAAUGUUUAGUAAAAAGAAUACACCUUAAGAUUAUAUGGAAGGAUACAUUAUUAAAGGUUCUCUUAAAGAUGUUAAUAAAUUUUAUUAAGAAACAUAUCGUAAAUAUUAAGGAAUUAAAUCUUUACCUUCAUAAGAUAAACUAUCUAAUAUUAGUGGCAGAUGGACUUAUGGAAUGUUUAUAGAUGGAGUCGAGGUAUUGAAUUGGUUUAAACAUUUCCCUUAUAAAUUAAAAUAUGAGGAUUAUCCUUUAGCAUCUGAUAGCAACUAUAGAGAAGACUUAAUUGCUUUAAAAACUGGUGAUUUAAAUCUAGCUUAAGAUAGAAAAGAAAAAAUGGAAAUCUAGUAAAGACAUGAUAAGAAAAUAAGGUAAAAAAAAAAACAUUGA
Molecule: messenger RNA, 2967 nt
Organism: Paramecium sonneborni
Lineage: Eukaryota; Ciliophora; Oligohymenophorea; Peniculida; Parameciidae
Source: the annotation of a GenBank genome assembly